This is a messenger RNA of Mya arenaria, 2472 nucleotides long. RefSeq names its product sulfotransferase 1C4-like. Gene Ontology annotation, cellular component: cytoplasm. Lineage: Eukaryota; Metazoa; Mollusca; Bivalvia; Myida; Myidae. Gene Ontology annotation, molecular function: sulfotransferase activity. The record is from RefSeq and is a predicted model, not a curated record. The transcript has 7 exons. Bases 161 to 1087 code for a protein of 308 amino acids. Gene Ontology annotation, biological process: sulfation.
UCUGAAUAGGCUGUAUCUAAAAUAUCGACGCUGGUUUUAUUAAGCGUUCGGAAAUGGAGUUGCUAUGAUUGGAAUCUUAUUAUUGAAUGAAACGUUAGAAAUUACAAAACUAAUUUAAGAGAAAUUCUGUACGUGUUAUAUUUAAAACAAAAAAAACGAAAUGUCGGAUAAUGAGGAUGAAGAAUCUGAUGUCAUUGAAAAACGGCACGAACAUGUUCUACCAGGAGAGCACGUAUAUGAAGGGGUCUUGUUCUUCGGUUACACACCACCAGAUAUUCUCGACGCUGUGAAGGACUUCGAAGUGAGGGACUCGGAUAUAUUCCUGUCAACCUACCCAAAAGCUGGUACAACAUGGCUACAGGAACUCACGUGGUUGAUUAUGAAUGAUGGGAACUUUGACGAAGCAAUCCAGAAACCUGUUUACUUCCGGUCUCCAUUUUUAGAGUUCAAGGACGAAGUUUUAAACGAGGUUGGGCUGGAUUUAGCUAAUCCAAUGCCGUCACCAAGAGUUAUAAAGACGCAUCUUCCUGUGAAACUUAUGCCAAGGCAGCUAAAAACAAGAGAUUGCAAGACGAUCGUUCUAUUCCGAAACCCAAAGGAUUUAUGCGUCUCAUACUACCACUUCUACCGCGCGAGUUCCUCAUUCGGUGACUUCCGCGGAUCCUGGGAAGACUUCUUCUACAUGUUUCUAGACGGACACGUUGACCACGGGUCCUGGUUCGACUACACGCGCAGUUGGUGGGCACGGCGGGAGGACCCACGUGUCUGCAUCCUCUACUUCGAGGACAUGAAGAGUGACCUCCGACGGGAGAUUGACCGCCUUUGUGACUUCCUUGAGAAACCACUUCAAGAGGGCGUUCGAGACGCGAUUACCGGCCACUGCCUGUUCGACAGUAUGCGCUCCAACCCGAUGACGAACCAUCUCGAUGUGUACUCAAUAAACGCGGAGGUGUCGCCCUUGUUAAGAAAAGGUGAGGUUGGAGACUGGAAAAACCUUUUCACGGUGACUCAGAGCGAAUUAUUCGACAAAUUCUACAAGGAUGAACUAGGAGACUUAGAUAUCCCUUUCAAAUUUACACUAGAUUGAUGCCCAGCACGAACUUGAUACUAGUGUAUGUGACGUCACACUAGCAUUGGCGUUAUAAGCUACCUAUGAAGGCGAUAUAGAUAAGCACAUCAGAGAGGGGGUUGGAUUCGGGUUGUAGUAUUUUUCCUAAACUGCUUGGCGUUUUGUUUUGUCUAUUGCUUUUUAAAAUAUGUUUGCAUAGACUUCUGAAAUAAACUAUCAGUCUUGAUUUAUAUUAGCACUUAACAUUUAUAGAGCAAAGUAUUGACAGACUCAAACAGCAAGUGCUUAAAAACUUUUAUAGAUUACCUUUUUCGUCGUUGAUUUAUUUUAUUGGUCUAGAGUUGACGUGGCAGUGAAUGAAUGAUACCGUAAUGAAAUGUGGUUGAGAGUAAACAGGGCACAAACUGAUGUUCGGACAUCUAUUCCUUCCGCAGUAGUAUAAUUAUCGUGUUUAAACGCAUGAUGUAAAAUCAACUACAGCGACAGUUUACUAUGUUUAAACAAGUAUUUUAUUUCUAAUCUUUGAAUGCGAUUCAAUAUUUGGUCGGGUGAUGUAUGUACACAUAUUAUUAUAAUUAUGGCUUUGGUCAGUGUAAUAAAGAUGUACCAUUUGCAUUUAUAUCAUACAUGUUUGUCAUUCUUAACUGGUAGAAUGUAAACACACUGGUUGACGUAGUACACAAAACAGUGCCUAUACGUAUAUGUACACGUACUUGCACUUGUGUGCUAAACCGAAGCCGGUACUACCUAACCCAUCUGAGAGAAUUUACCUUUAAAUAUAUUCUGAGAAUAACUCAUUACUUGUGUUAAACAAGGCGUUAUGCUUUGAUAACAGAAGAACACUAAAUUUGUCGAAUAUUAGUAUAUCAGUUUUGACGUAUGUAUAGCAAUGGGAAUUAUAACUUGUGUGCGUAUGUUCCAACGAUAUUCGGAAAAGACAAGCCUUAAUUGAACAUGGAUACAUCCGGCGGCUGAUUUCCCGAAUUGUGACUUUUGUUAUCCCCACAAGAACCAGUGCAAACCAAUUAUCUACGAGAACUUGCAGACUACUUUGCAUUGACAAAUACAACAUGUCUUGAAUUUACUGCGAGACCUUUUGCCAAAUGACCAUUGAUAAACGCAUCAAGUUUUAUAUAGUAUAUAUGCAUUGUUUGUGGAGUUUUGUGAUGUUGUUUCUUGUUUGUGAAUUUUUGAUUCUUUGUUUUAUUCUUUGGCGUUUACCCUGUGCCAUUAAACGGGGUUUAUGUUAUGUGUAUGAGCUACUGGGCUUGUUUCUGUAGUUUUUCAUAUAUAUAUUGGUUAAGAAAACGAGUGUCAAUCAGUGAGUUAUCUAGUAGUUUAAGUAUCUGCCUCAAACCCUAGGGGUCUCGCUCCCUUCGAAUACAUUUGUGUAUUUUUAUAAU